Calliphora vicina (urban bluebottle blowfly) is the source of this 2301-nucleotide messenger RNA. RefSeq lists its product as uncharacterized. The record is from RefSeq and is a predicted model, not a curated record. Lineage: Eukaryota; Metazoa; Arthropoda; Insecta; Diptera; Calliphoridae. The coding region runs from base 85 to 2232 and encodes 715 amino acids. The transcript has 5 exons.
ACAAUUUUCUGUAAAAUUUAAUAAAGUUGAAGUAAUGUUUAUAUACUAAUAAAAUAUAAAACAAGUGAACCUUUUUGUGGCAAAAUGUCCUGUAAUGAAGAGUUUCAAGUGAAAAACGAAUAUGAUGAUAGUAAUUUCUCCAGCUAUUAUCAAGACUACAAAGAUGAUGAGCAAAGUGAUCCCAGUUAUGCAAAUGAAUCAUUGGGAGUACUAACAACCAUUAAAACACCCCAUGGUGAUAAUAUUUCGGUUUAUUUAAGACUAGGUAAUCGAAUAUUGUUUUGUUCCGGAAAAUAUUUCUACAUAGAACACACGACUGCACAAACAGAUCAUCAAAAGGAAUAUACGGGUAUUGUCAGUACUUGCCACACUUGUGGUGUAAGAAUCAAGGGUUCCCUUAAAGUGAGUUCUAAUUUUAUAUGCCACUUGAAAGCUCGACAUCCUGAGGUUUACCAAGAGUUUCUUAAACAAAAACAAGAAUCUGGAACAGGCACCAGAAUUAAAAAAUCUGAUAAACUGUAUGGUGGACAUCGUACCAGCCCAUAUCCUGCUAAUAACCAUUUAGUAGGCAAUAUUUUACAACACCAGGAAACUCAGGAACAAUUUCAACGUAAUAUUUUGCAAUUUUUAGUUGCUACCAAUCAGUCUUUAUCCCUAGUAGAGGAUGUUAAUUUUCUGAAACUCUUUGAGUUUAUGGAUUUUCCUGUGCAACUGAAAACGGCUGCAUGUUAUGAACAAAUUAUUAAAGAUGAUUGCAAGUACAAACAAUUGGAGCUAGCGAAUUUUUUUAAUCAUAGUAAAGUAUUUGUUUGCCUUACUUCUGACGUUUGGUCGUAUGGAGAAUGUAAAUAUUUAACAUUAGCCUGUCAUUGGAUUGAUGAACAAUAUCAACGUCAAACGGCUUUACUUGCCUGUAAACGUAGCUCAAGUCAAGGUGAACAAAGUUUACAAACAUUAAAGAAUGACGUCUUGUUACCAUAUGGCUUCCAAAAGGAAUGUAUUGUUAAUACAGUUACGGGAAACAUACAAAAUUAUACAACCGAUUUUGUAGAAUUUGGUAUACAGAAAGAAGUAUUAUGUAUAGAUUCUAGGGGUACAACAGAGGAUUGUACUUUUCUUAAGCAAAUGCAAGAAAAUCUUAAAUUGUUGCAUAUAAGUAAUGAGGACGAGAUAAAUGUGGUGCAUCUAGACGUAUUAAGAUUAAACGAAAUAUGGAUUAAAGACUUCACUAAAUAUCUUGACGAGGACACAAAAAACUUACAUCGAACUUGUAUGGAGAAAUGUUGUACAAUAUGGCAAGUCAGCCACAGUAAGCAGUUCAAAAAAAGCUUUGAAACUAUUUUAAAUGUACCUGUAACACCACCCAAUUUAUUCUCGUUGACCUCCCUUUAUAGCUCCCUUAAACAAUUACUCCUCAACAAGUUACAACUCUCAGAUAUAUGCUGUUUCUUAAAAAAACCUAGUUUUUCGCCUGCUGAACUACACUACUUAGAAGAAUUGGUGGAUGUGUUUGAGCCAUUGCAUGCAGCUUUUGAAUUUCUAGAUACUCCACAAAAUCAUUUCUAUGGUUGUUUUUUGCCCACUCUAGUGACCCUCAAAUGGAAAUUGACUAGAUUAUUUAAUAGUAAAAAACUCAAAUAUUUACAAGAUCUCUUAACUAAAUUGAAACAGCAACUUUUGACAGAAUUUAAGUCGUAUUAUGAGCUAAAUGAUACAAAAUCUGAAGCCAUUGUGGCAGCCAUUACUUAUCCGCCAGUAAAGACAAGAUUUUUAAUGGGUUUACAGGAUUCAGUAUUGUGUUUUAAUUUUCAAGCUAGAAACUUGCUACUAAAAUAUGGAAAGGAUUAUCAUAUAGUUGAAGAGAAUCAAACAGAUAACCAAGCAGUGCUAAAUAAUCAACAAUAUAGCAUGGAUAAUAUAACGACCGCAACGGACUUUUUUGAUUUUGGCGAUGGCACUGAAAAGUCUGCCGAAGACUCUCAGUUACCCAAUUCUUUGAAACUAGAAAUUGAUGCUUAUUUGGCAGAUAUUGAUAAUACGUUAAUGUCUUUGCAAAAAUAUCCCACCAUAAAACGCUUAUUUUUUCGCUAUAAUACCUGUAUUCCCUCUCCCUCAAUUGUUUUACGCCUAUUUCCUUUACAUAAUAUAUUAAGAAAUAGUUUGUUAACUGCAUCCACCCAUGAACAAUUUGAAAAUUCUAUAUUUUAUCAAAGUCACAUUUUACACAAAUAGUUUUAAUAAUUUUUUGUAUGUAUAGAUAUAUAUUUAUUUAAGAAUUUAGAAACUAAGUUUUAUAAACCU